Molecule: messenger RNA, 710 nt
Organism: Loa loa (African eye worm)
Lineage: Eukaryota; Metazoa; Nematoda; Chromadorea; Rhabditida; Onchocercidae
Exons: 3
Coding region: 1-591 (196 amino acids)
Source: RefSeq, a predicted model, not a curated record
AUGCAAUGUGUUGGUAGGCGAACAUUACUUAUAGUGGCUGCAGCACUGGUUUGGAAUUCAGUAAGCUCCAGACGGAUUUUUGUAAUAGAUUCGGAAUGUACAAGCUGCUCCUACUAUACGACUCACAUUUGCAUAUCGCCCUUUCUAUACAGCGAGCAUCUUGUUAACAGCAUUGAAAGGCAGAUAUCUUCCAGAUUUGAACCGUGCUUAAAUGGAAGCCAACGAGAGGCUGAUAGGAGGCCUUCACGACCGACAGAAAUUAUGGGAAGAAGAGGAACGGUGAUUUUGGCGAUGGUGGAAUGCAGUUCAAGGCAAAACUGGAGUGAACUUGCAGAGAUGGCGAGUGUAAAAUGGGCAGACAAGUUAUCGUGUCAUUUUGACGCGCUGAUUGUUCUAUUUCAUCAGUGGAAGCUUAUUCCAGUUUUAUCCGUUCGUCGCAAUACAAGUGCACUAUGGGGUCAACUGCAAUUGCGAUCUUACCAGGUCGUAAUUCCCACAGCUUUCGUCGCAGAUUACUUUGUGAUUUUCCUGCAGACAAUGAGGUUGUAUCUUUCUGCCAUACCAAAACUUCUUAGGAACACUUUUGAUUGAAAUGUUCGGCUGAACAGAUAUUGUGCAUCUGAAAGGAAUCGGAAAUAAGAGGCAUCUUCCUCACACAAAUAACCUCUUGAUUAGUAUUGUUUCUUCAGCACGUGUUCAAUGAAUAAUAA